Papilio xuthus (Asian swallowtail) is the source of this 484-nucleotide messenger RNA. RefSeq names its product ejaculatory bulb-specific protein 3-like. NCBI's taxonomy places the organism in Eukaryota, Metazoa, Arthropoda, Insecta, Lepidoptera, Papilionidae. Bases 38 to 418 code for a protein of 126 amino acids. The transcript is spliced from 3 exons. The record is from RefSeq and is a predicted model, not a curated record.
GUUUAAAUCGAGUAGUGUUAGGAAGUGAACAUUAGACAUGAAGUUGGUGAUUUUGUUAACUGUGUUGGCCGUGGCCUUGGCGCGCCCCGAGGACAGCUUCUAUGACGACAAAUACGACUCCUUUAACGUUAAGGAACUCACCGGCAACGUUCGGCUAUUGAGGGCGUACGUGCUGUGCUUCCAAUCAAAAGGAAAAUGUACACCCGAGGGAACCGUAUUUAAAAAUCGGAUCCCAGAAGCACUUGAGACCGAAUGCGGGAAGUGCACGGGGAAACAAAAGAUAAUGGUCGCCGAAAUUUUAAAGGCUAUCAUAGAACUGCUUCCAGCGGAGUGGGACGAACUGGUCAAGAUCUACAAAGAAGAAGGACAAAAUCUUAAGGAUAUUACAGUAUUCAUCGACAAAUAUGCACCCAAAUAAAUUUAGUUCCAAGUAUAGAUGUCAAUUAAAUAUAUAAGUUGAAGAACAAAGAAGUAAUUAAUUCAA